Molecule: messenger RNA, 2781 nt
Organism: Striga hermonthica
Lineage: Eukaryota; Viridiplantae; Streptophyta; Magnoliopsida; Lamiales; Orobanchaceae
Source: the annotation of a GenBank genome assembly
AUGGAGUCUUGUGAUGCAAAGAAGGGUUUUUCUCCUCAAGGGGGAAGUGAAUGUGAUGAAUUGGCUUCUGUAACUUCCUCGACUUGUGGGUCGUCGAUAAACAAACCGUACACCCUCAAACCGGACGAAAAUGGCGGCAUCAAACACAGGACCAACAAAAACCGAACAUCGAAAAGCUUCAACAAGGUUAGAACUUUCCGGAAAAGAACGAAAUCAAGAAAUGUUCGUCAAACUCCACUCACGAUACCAUACGAAGAUUCCUCGUUCGACUCGUCCGAAUCCUCGCCUCACUAUCUAAAAGCCACGACUUGUUCGCAAGGCAAGAAAACGGGUUCUCUUGUGCUCGGUAAUAAGUCCUUACAAACCCUUUCGAGCUCGUCUAGCUUUAGGAAUGUGGGGUUUUUAAUGAAGAAAGCCAGUUUCAAGCCAAGAAAGGGGUUGUUGAAUUAUUCUAAGUUUUUUUCUGAGGAUGUAGCCGUUAAUCGAGCGACUUAUUCCUCGACUAUUAAAGGCUCAAAUUUUUCCGAACGGGUCGAGGCUCGUUUGGUUGGGAAAGAACUGGAAAAAGUUUGCCGGUACCACCAUUGCUCUCUGCAUGGGCAUUGCGGAGGAACUCGUGCUCCCAUUGCUCGUACAAAGAGUUUUCUUUACCAAAGGAGAAAGUCGAUGAAAAUGCAAAAGCCCGUAUUGAAAAGAAUCGAGCCGGGGCAUUAUAUGAACAAGAAGAAUACUCACAAAAGCCAAGUGAUUCCUGUUGUGGAUUCUUACGAAGAAAAUCGUAACAAUCCGGGAAAGGAGCCGUUUGGAUAUGAAAAUGUUAUGGGAUUGGAUAUUGUAGAAGCUGCGUGCGGCGAGAUGUCGUUUCCCGAGAGAAGUUACGAGGAGAAUCUUGAAAUAUAUAGGAAAUAUUCAUCACUAGAAGGGGAAUUUGGAGGGAAGUUUUGUUCGAGUUGCUCUUGUCAUAUCCAAGACGAAUUAACUUACUCGAGUUUCGAAAAUAGCAAGGUUGAUGUUUGUGGUAAUGGCUCUAGUAAUGUGGUCGAAAAGUCAAACGAAAAAGUCAGCAACUUUACUGAGGAUAGCUCGGCUGUGGACUGUGCUAGUGAAGAAUCUAAUAAGUUUUGUCCUGAAACUCCAGUUGCAUUCGAAAAGUCAAGCAAAAGGAGUAUUAUUGAGAUAUCAUCAUUUUCUUCCCAUAGUCAAGCUUCAAGCGAUGUGAACUCCGAGGAUGAACGGGAGUUGAAAGCUGAGCAUUCUCCAGCUGGCAAUCUGAAAUGCAAUAACAACAAAAUCACGGGAGUUAACGAGCCCGAGCAAGAAGGGAGAGAGCUUCAGUUCAGCAAGCAGAGGCAUAUCAGCAUGUGGCAUUUAAUACACCAGCACAUGACAGAGAAUUCGGCUGUGGGGCCCACAGACAAGCCGGUCGAAAGAGAAAACUCGGUGGAUGGUGAAGAUUUUUCUCUUGGAAAGGGAAGUACAGCAACUCCGAGUGGAGACUCUAUUAAUGAUUCUGAAAAUCAAGAAAUCGAGCUACGUAAGAUGUUUGCUAUCAAGCUUGUUCGGGAGGCGAUCGAGAAGAUUCUUCUCCCGGAGGUUCAGGAUCAGACGUCUGAUGAUCAGUCGGUUACUAGUGAAAGUACUCCGAGAAUGGGAAAUAUCGAGCGAGAUCAAACUCCAGCUAUUACCGAACAAAAUCAUGAAGAAUCGAAUGCUUUUGACAAAAAAGCUGAUCGAGAAGAAGGACGUUUAAUCAAUGAUAAGAGUUCUUUCGGUCAAGUGAUCAAAAAGUCCGAAAAGAAAGCUCCAAAACACUGGAGCAAUCUCAAAAAAUGGAUCUUGCUUCAGAAAUUCAUCCGGGAAUUGGAGAAAGUGAGAAAAUUCAACCCCAAAAAACCGAAGAUCUUACCACUAAUCUCCGGACCGGAAGCUGAAAAAGUCAACCUCAGACACCAAACAGCUGGCGACAAAAAGAAUGCCGAGGAGUGGAUGCUUGACUACGCGCUCCGCCAGGCUGUACGCCAGCUGGAGCCUACUCAGAAGAAGAAAGUUUCGCUGCUCGUGAAAGCAUUUGAAACGGUGGCUCCACCGAGUCUCAAAUCGGACGAGCCCGUUUCGGGGAAAAAUCGAGAUAAAGAUGAUGAGGGUAUUUUAAUCCAAAACUCUGCAAAUCAAGAAAGUGAAAGCAAGAUUAUCGAUAUUCGUGAAAAUCGAGAAGCUUUUGCCUUACAAACGGACAAGAAAGAAAAACACAUCGAGAUGUGGCACAUGAUAUAUCAGCACGUGGUCUCGGGUAUUGCUGAAAAAAUGGGGACUCGACUUCUCGACGAAUCAGAAGAAGACAUUGUUAUCUCGACCGAAGAUCAGGAGUCGAGAGAGUUCACCAAAUCUGACGCGCUCAAGCUCGUAAAAGAGGCUGUCGACAAAAUUUUACUUCCAGAAAUUCAAGACGCCUCGUUUGAGAAAACCGAGCAGCUUCCGAGAGGUAAAAACUGGAGCAAACUCAAACGGGUUAUCAUGCUUAAGAGAUCGAUCGAGGCUCUGAAAAAGGCUAGAAAUGUCAAACCCAAACAGAACAAUUCGCUUCCCGAGGCGCCACCUGGCGACGAAGGGGAGAAAGUCGAGCUGAGGCGGGAGAUGAUGGACGAGAGGAAAAAGGCGGAGCAAUGGAUGCUCGACUAUGCAGUUCGACACAUUGUUACGAAACUGACUCCGGAUAGGAAAAGAAGAGUGUCGAUGCUAGUCGAGGCUUUCGAAGCAGUUGUUCCCUUACCAGAGAUGUAA